This is a messenger RNA of Helicoverpa armigera (cotton bollworm), 2667 nucleotides long. RefSeq names its product zinc finger protein 11. Gene Ontology annotation, molecular function: RNA polymerase II transcription regulatory region sequence-specific DNA binding; DNA-binding transcription factor activity, RNA polymerase II-specific. The record is from RefSeq and is a predicted model, not a curated record. Gene Ontology annotation, biological process: regulation of transcription by RNA polymerase II. Bases 209 to 2641 code for a protein of 810 amino acids. The transcript is spliced from 2 exons. Gene Ontology annotation, cellular component: nucleus. Lineage: Eukaryota; Metazoa; Arthropoda; Insecta; Lepidoptera; Noctuidae.
UUGGUCGACACACUCGCGUGUUCUCUGAGCGCUCUAUCUGCCUAUUUCUUUGGUCUGAGAGCUCGUAACACAAAUAAACCUAACCUCAACUUACCAUUUUUGUAAACAAUAAGAAAAUGUCAAAAUAAUAUUUUGUUGUGUAAAUAAAUUGCAAUAUAUGUGAUUUAGAAGCUUAAUAUACCUUAAAACCUGCAGGUGGUGAUAAUAAAUGAAUGAAAACAUGUUAAAUAUCAAGGUGAAACUCCGAAAUGUUCUCCAUAGCGGCCAAUUUUGCGGUAUUUGUUUGGAAAACGAUGAUAACAACAAUAUGAGCACCAUUGACGAAGUUAUAGAAAUUAUUGUGAAUCAACAAGUUCGCACUAAUCCUUUAAGUGCCAUGAUUAAUGUGGUAUUCAAACAGGGAGAAAACUUCUUGGCGCACACACAGAUAUGCAACAGUUGCACAGAAAAACUAAUACAGGCAUAUAUUUUCAUAGAAAAUGCUAAAGAAACAUUCAAGAUUAUUGACAACUAUGUAAAUUAUUUGAUCAAGAAAUCAGAUGAAAUCUACCAGCAUUUGCCUGACUCACAAAUUGAAAGUAGUAAUGUAGUUAUAGUUUUAGACAAUAUUCUUGAGCCAACUGCAGAAAAGGAGAAAAUAGAUUAUUUAAAACAUGAAACCGAUAAAGUUACUCAAGAGAAGAAUGAAUUUCUUGAAGUUAAAAAAGAAACACAUAAACCAAAAUGUUCCAAAUUCAAAUGUACAAAAUGUCUUGAAAAACUACCUUCAUAUAGAGCAUUGAAACUACAUAGAUACACAUGUAUGAAACAGAAAAUAGAAUGCAAAAUAUGUUUCAAAAGAUUUAGAAAUCAGCAAUAUUUAAAUUCACAUUACAAAGUGCAUGCUAGUUUGAGAUGCAAGAUUUGUCAUGAAAUUCUCCAUGAAGAAGAAUUACUCGAACACCUUAAAGCAAAACAUAUUGAUUCUUUACAUACUUGUUCUCAAUGUAAUGAAGUAUUUUAUACAUUAAACACUUUACAAAUGCAUGAAAAAAUCUGCCACAAAAUCAAAGGAGAAAACCCGCACUGCUUAAUGUGUCUUAAAACUUUUACUGAAGAAGAAUUGAAGGUACAUAGUUGCAAAUAUAACUGCCCGGAAUGUUCUGAAGUACCGUGCAUGCAUUAUAAGUAUCUGAUGUUUUAUAGAGAUCAGAUAUUAAACCAUGCAGGUAAAGUGAAGUGUUUGGAUUGUGAUUAUGUCUGUAAAAGGAAGGAGAUUUUACUCGGACAUGUAAACCGAGAACAUUUGGACCAUCAUCCAUUCACUUGUGAUAAAUGUGGACAACAGUUUUAUUCUAAAAUCGUUCUAACAUCUCAUAUUCAUAAAUUUCAUGAGGAUUAUUUUGUAUGCAGAUUCUGUGAUUCAGAAUUCAGCAAUAUUAACACAUACACAGAGCAUGUGCAAGUUUGUGAGGAUAUAGAAAGGAGUUUCGUUUGUGACGAGUGUCCAGCCUCCUUUGAUUCAUCAGAUAAUCUCACAAAGCAUAUAAAACGUAGACAUAGUACUGAUGUUUUCCCAUGUGGAUUAUGCAACAAAAAGUUUCUCAAAGAUUCUAAGAGAAAGGAACAUAUGGUCAAGGUUCAUAGUGGCCUACAAAGUAAGAACAAAGUUAUUAAUGUGCAAUGUGUUGUGUGUCAAGAGAUCUUUGAUACUAAAGGGGAAUUAGUACAACACAUGAGGUCUCAUGGACCGAACACAACCUACCCUUGUAGAAUAUGCAAUACUGAGUAUGAAACCUUAAGACAGUUUAGAGCACACUACCGCAAACACAACGGACCAUUUGCCACUUGCCACAUCUGCGGUAAAGAGAUGAGAGAAAUUCUUCUCAAAAAACAUCUAACUACCCACACAAAUUCUAUAGAGACCUGCGAAACUUGUGGCAGGUCAUUUCAAAACGUAGCUUUGUUAAAAUCUCAUCAAAAAGUACAUUUGGAAAAUGUACCAUGUCCUAAAUGUAAUAAGAUGAUCAACCCAGCUAGAUUGCGCAGGCAUUGGAGAAGGCAUUUAAUGGAGGAGAAUCCUGGGAAUACAGGAAUUAAAAAACAGCAGCCAAACUUGAAAUGCGAGCAAUGUGACUACAAAACUUGGAACAACACACUGUUAGAAUGCCAUAUGAAUCGUCACCACUUAAAAAUUAAGCCUUACGUGUGCCAUAUAUGCAGCAAAGAUUUCAUAGGCAAACACUUACUGAAGAAACAUAUAGAAACACAUAACAUGAAAAGCGUUAUGUGCAUGGUCUGUCUAAAGAGUUUUGCUAACUCUGCUUGCUUGAAAAUGCAUUUACGCUUGCAUACUGGUGAGAAACCUUUUACUUGUGAAAUUUGUGGAGACCGGUUCCGAUCUUCGAGUAUUAUGAAUGUUCAUAAGUUAAAAAAACAUUCGGAUAAAAGUAAUAGUUGUCCGUUAUGUUCGAAUAAGUUUCAUACAGUGAGAGAUUUAAGGAGACAUGUGAUUAAAGUGCAUUGGAAGCAGAAAGAUAAAAGAUUUGACCCUCGGGAGAUGAAAGGGUUGGAUAAAGAACAUUAUCAUUUGUUUCAUGAUGGGAGGAGAGUUAAAGUUGCUGAGGAAGAUGUUGAUAUUUAUAUGCCUUGUUCAUUGUGAGAAAUAUAAUAUGUAUGUUGUUUGAA